UCUUUAGAUGCUUAAAGAGUGAUGAUUAUUUUGCAAGUCUCUCUUACAAUAUCCCAUGUUGUCUCAAGACAUUCUAGACUGGCGAGAGAGAUCUCCUUCUCAGGCGAUAGAGUUUUUUGUGAAAACACUUCGUCGUUUUUUAGAGGGUAUGAAGGCCGAGAAACACGUGAGUAAGCUUCCCUCGUCUGGAUUUUCCUUCCAGAUUGUAGCUCUUUCUUGUUACCUCAAAUGGUAGGAACUAGUCUUAGCCUCAAAUGAGAAUUAAAACUACCGACUUGGCUGGUCUCUCGACGCUCGGAAUUAUCACGCCAUACAAUAACCUUCCUCUGUACAGUACCGAAUUAAUAUUUGCUCGACUUUCCAUUCACCUUCACCUUCAUCGGCACACAAACGCAGAGUGAAUCGAUUGUCACCCAGUCCUUCUUUCCAUUUGAGUCUUAACUUUUAGAGUUUUUUAAUUCGUUCCCUUUUCAAUUCAAUAUUUUCCUACGAUACAGAUUUCUGUCCUUUCAUACUCAACAAUUGCUAUAUUUGAUAGGUUCGAAGAGGAAAGUCAAAUCGAAUACAGGAAAUUCUGCCCAUAGAUUCUAUUUCUCAUAUUAUACUCAUAAUUGGCAAUCAGAAACCAUGUCUUUCAGUUCCGACAAACGAAAUGGAAGUCGUGCUAGUUCCUAUACCUUUUCUCCAAAGAUACCCCAAAUACCUGAAGCUCCUUCUCCAGUUCUUCCACCAAAUAUCCAUCCAACAACUUUCUGCGCCAUUGGUCCUCAUGCUUGCGAUCUCGACAUCCUCUCCCGUCUCCACGCUCAAACCGUACGAGCCAUGGGCCGCGAUAUCUCUCGCGAGGAAUUCUACCUUCGUAUGGAAGGACGCCCUGCCAGAAGCCUUGCCCCCCUUUCUCCCAACCCAAACAUCAAUCCAUUUUCAUCUUCCAAUACCAAAAUCAAUCCUGAAUACCAAACAUCUGGAAAAUGUCGAAUGGAAAGUGGCACAACUGUAUCUAGAGAUAGCAGUGUAAGAAGUGGUGUUAGUGCAAUGGAAGCAAUAGAGCCAGAUCAGAAGUUCAGAGAAUUUGUAGCUAGAUGUGUGGGAAUUACACCGCGGGCUUUAUUCAUGGGAGUUGGGGCGACAGAAAGAGCAGAUAGAAGAGUUGGGAGAGGACCAGGCUUGACGGCUAAGGAAGAAGAAGAAAAGGGGGUUUAUGAGAAAGUUGAUUGGGGAGAUGGAAUUCCUGAGUUUGAAGCGUGGGUCGAUAUGGUAUGCAAAGAGGUCCUAGCCAUGAGAAGAAGACUCGAUGCUUCAAGAGGUUUAAUUUAAAAUUGGCAAGCGAAUCAGUUAUUCCCUUGGCGCAUGGCUAAUGAUACAAGCUGUUAUCACGCCCGUUACAUCAGUUACAUUGAAGGCGACUGGUAUUUGGAACUGAAACAUCAGUUGUUAUUAUCGUUCAAUCCAUCGGCUCUGCUGAUUUAUACUAGCAUUAAAAUUGGGGUAGGGAGUGUAUUGCUAGGAAGAAGGAGAUGCAGAUUGGAAGAUUUUGUCUUGCUGUGGUUGCUUUCGCGAAGAAGCUCUCGAAAUGCGCUUAGAUUUCAAGUUAACUGUUCUCUAAAAGAUUCAAACUACAGCUGCUGG
Botrytis byssoidea is the source of this 1629-nucleotide messenger RNA. RefSeq lists its product as uncharacterized. NCBI's taxonomy places the organism in Eukaryota, Fungi, Ascomycota, Leotiomycetes, Helotiales, Sclerotiniaceae. The record is from RefSeq and is a predicted model, not a curated record. The coding region runs from base 628 to 1317 and encodes 229 amino acids. The transcript is spliced from 3 exons.